Molecule: messenger RNA, 2700 nt
Organism: Malurus melanocephalus (red-backed fairy wren)
Lineage: Eukaryota; Metazoa; Chordata; Aves; Passeriformes; Maluridae
Gene: SEPTIN11
Product: septin 11
Exons: 11
Coding region: 24-1331 (435 amino acids)
Biological process (GO): cytoskeleton-dependent cytokinesis
Cellular component (GO): septin complex; septin ring; cell division site
Molecular function (GO): molecular adaptor activity; GTPase activity; GTP binding
Source: RefSeq, a predicted model, not a curated record
GCACCGCACCGCAGCGCAGCGCGAUGGCCGUGGCCGUGGGCAGACCGGCGAACGAUGACCUCAGGAACCUGUCCCUGUCUGGCCACGUGGGCUUYGACAGCCUCCCGGACCAGCUGGUCAACAAGUCAACAUCGCAGGGCUUCUGCUUCAACAUCCUCUGCGUGGGUGAAACCGGCAUCGGCAAAUCCACGCUGAUGGACACUCUGUUCAACACCAAGUUCGAGAGCGAGCCCGCCACGCACAACGAGCCCGGCGUGAGGUUGAAAGCGCGGAGUUACGAGCUCCAGGAGAGCAACGUCCGGCUGAAGCUGACCAUUGUCGACACGGUGGGCUUUGGUGAUCAGAUCAACAAGGAUGACAGCUACAAGCCCAUAGUAGAAUACAUCGACGCACAGUUCGAAGCCUACCUGCAGGAAGAGCURAAGAUCAAGCGGUCCCUGUUCAACUACCACGACACGCGGAUUCACGCCUGCCUGUAUUUCAUCGCUCCCACCGGACACUCGCUGAAAUCCCUGGACCUGGUCACCAUGAAGAAGCUCGACAGUAAGGUGAACAUCAUCCCCAUCAUUGCCAAGGCUGACACCAUUGCAAAAAAUGAGUUGCACAAGUUCAAGAGUAAAAUCAUGAGYGAGCUGGUCAGCAACGGCGUGCAGAUCUACCAGUUCCCGACCGACGAGGAGACGGUGGCYGAGAUCAAUGCCACCAUGAGUGUCCACCUUCCUUUUGCCGUGGUUGGCAGUACUGAAGAAGUGAAGAUUGGCAAUAAGAUGGCAAAAGCCAGGCAGUACCCCUGGGGUGUCGUGCAGGUUGAAAACGAAAACCACUGUGACUUUGUGAAGCUGCGGGAGAUGCUGAUCCGAGUGAACAUGGAGGAUUUGAGGGAGCAGACRCACACCCGGCACUACGAGCUGUACAGGCGCUGCAAGCUGGAGGAGAUGGGAUUCAAGGACACGGAUCCAGACAGCAAACCUUUCAGUCUCCAAGAGACUUAUGAAGCAAAGAGGAAUGAAUUCCUGGGCGAACUCCAGAAGAAGGAGGACGAAAUGAGGCAGAUGUUUGUCAUGCGAGUGAAGGAGAAGGAAGCAGAGUUGAAGGAAGCAGAGAAGGAUCUUCACGAAAAGUUUGACCAUCUAAAGAGGACUCACCAAGAAGAGAAGAAAAAAGUGGAAGAUAAAAAGAAGGAACUUGAGGAAGAGCUGAGCAACUUUCAAAAGAAGAAGGCGGCGGCUCAGCUAUUACAGUCACAGGCUCAGCAGGCAGGUUCUCAACAAACCAAGAAAGACAAGGACAAGAAAAAAAAUCCAGCCUUGAGGAACAUGCCCGUGUUUUAGUGUGUCCUUUGUGUGGCUCCACGCCAGUGCAAGCUUCACAUAAAGCCUGUCGAGCCAAGGAUGUUCCUGCAUUCACCUGCUUUUGCAGUAAUGUGUCUCUGCCAUCUGUUUUCUUUUUAUAUUUUUUUUUCCAUUUUUUAACAUGAAUAACUAUUAACUCAUCUAAUAACAUAGUGGGAACAAGAAAGAAGAGGGAUUGGGUGCAGGGUUGUAUGCAAGUGGAAGUUCAGGGGUGGGUGGAGGGACACCAAAACCAUCACCAGUAAAUUAUUUUUGGCCCCCAGUUUGAAUCAGAGGGGAUGUCAGCAGCUCAGGUAUUGACUGGCUCAGGUGUCCUCAGUGCUGCUGAGUCCCUGGCUGUAGGAAUGUCCCAGCCAGCCCAUCUAAACCUGAGUUUAGGCUGGCCCAUCUUCCUUKGGGAGCUGAUGUGAUGCUGCAGCCGGGGAGAGGGAGAGGGGUGUGUGUAGAUAACCCAGUGUAACUGACCCUGCAUGCCGUGACAUUUGCAUGAUAAUUUGUUUUAGUUGCUGUUUGUUGUUGUCCGCCCUGGCCCUGCCUGGCCUGGUUUUGCAGCUCAUGGAGGGRAAGGAGCAUCCCCAGCCCUGCUCUCCCUGCACUGCUCAGCUCAAACCUUUGGCACCUCCCUUGAAAUCCUACCUGGAAAUCCUGGGUGGGAUCUUAGCAAGGCUUAGCAAUCCUUGUGGGGGCGAGGUAGAGCCUUCAGCACACUCUUGGAGUUUCCAAGAGGAUUCCUGCACAAACUUCAAUACAGACCUGCAAGGGUGUGGGAUCCAGAAUUGCAGGGAGAGAAGGUGCCUGGACACACAGCCCUCCUGCAGCAGCAAUAAUGUCCUUUUCAGUGUCCCUAGAACAUGSCAAGGGGAUGUAGGAUAAGCCAGGCCCUAUUUGCUGCUCUGUUUAAUGGGUGUUUUCCAUACCAUGGCUUUUAGACAGAGCCUUUCCCUUCCUUCCCAAGGAGUGGUGAGCCAUGCUUGACUCCUGGAUUUCUUUCACUGCCAGUGCMCAGCCAGCACUUCCUCUGCUCCUGUUUCCUUCAUUAAACCCUCUUAAACCCUUKCAUUAAACAAAACUCUUCCUACCUGAGUCUCCCACUACAGCUGUUUGCUUGGUUCUGGAUGGAAUUUCUCCGGUGGACGAAGAAAAGGCAAAAUUGUCGCUUUUUUAUCACUUUUUCCUCAAGUGUUGGAUUGGAAAGUGUGCUUGGGGGUGAGCUUAUGGGUUGUCUCGCUUUUUAAUCCUCACUGCUUAAACAUGGCUUUGGGAAGAGGAUAUCUAAAUACCAUGUCUUGGACAGACAGCAGAAAUGGAUAAAUAAGCUGAAAAUAAAAUAGUUGACGUUUUUAUCCUU